AUGAACGUCGUCUUGCCGAGCUACCUGUUCCCGCAAGGUACGCAUAAUUGCACACAGUUUUUUGUUGUUGUCUCAAUUACAAUCUUUUUCAGAGCCCCAAGAUUGCUCGUCCUCCGCGCAGAGCACCGAUUCGACUAUCAUCUCAAAUUCAGGCGUUUCGCACGUCAAUGGAGCCGGUAAUCGAUGAAAUCAAUGCUUUUUAGAUGGAUUUGAAUGUGUUUUAGACGCUCCGCGCGGUCAAGGAGGCGCCAAACAAGCUGUGCAGCCGGCCGACUUUCAGAAGAUCGUCGAGGAGCACGGUAAGAUCGUGCAUUUCAGAAAUGACAACUUUUGUGCGAAAUUUUGCUCCGACUCGUUGUUUCAGCGAUGCUCUUCCGAAAAAUGACAGAGCGAUCCGACGAGAUGCAGGAGAGGAUCACGUUUCUGAAAGAGGGUACGUAGGAAUCCACAAGUACUCGAACACAUGCUUGAAUGUUUUUAGAAGCCAACCGAAAGAGCGCCAUAGCCCACGAGAACGCGAUGAAGGUGUUGGACAAAGAAAAGCGAAAAAGACGCCUCAGCGAUGACGAGGCUGAAAGCGAACUCUUAAAGAAAAGGAAGACGAGCUUGCAUCAAGAAAUGGCGCAGAAAGAGUCUCGUAGUGAGCUUGAGACGAAACAAAUUCAAGCGAUGAUCGGAAAUGAGACGGUCAAACUUGCCAGUAAGUAAUCAGUUUUCGGAUCGAAAAUGCAAUCCUCUGAUACUUCAGGAUUCCAGCAAAUGCUCGGAAUUUUCGCUCCUCCUCCACCUCCACCGGCUCCAAAACAACUCAUUUUCCAGCAGCCGCCCCCGUACUUCCCGCACUUUGCCGCUCCGUUCGCAUACCCACAGGUUAGUCAAGUUACUGUAGAUCUUUUCGAGUUGAACGAUUUUCAGCCUGAACAUCAUCCCAAUCAGUGA
Caenorhabditis sp. 36 PRJEB53466 is the source of this 939-nucleotide messenger RNA. NCBI's taxonomy places the organism in Eukaryota, Metazoa, Nematoda, Chromadorea, Rhabditida, Rhabditidae. The record is from the annotation of a GenBank genome assembly.